AUGGCUACUCCUUCCGCAAUCCCCCUCAACGCCCGGCGCGACACCAUCGCUCGCCUCCACCGUGUCACCAGAGGAAACCGCAGCCUCUGGUAUCAGAUGACGGUUCUGCAACAACCAGAGCGUGCCCGUGCUUGCGGUUCUGGAAUGAAGGCCAACAGCGACCGACGACCUGUUGAUCCUCCUCCCGUUGUCGAGCUCCGAAUCAUUGAGGGUCCCACAGUUGAGGAGGGCAAGGAUAUCACUUUCGACUACAACGCCAACUUCUUCCUCUACGCCAGUCUCGAGCAUGCCCGUCCGAUUGCCCAUGGCCGUGUUCAAACUCCUGCCGCCAACAACCCACCCAUCUUGACCGGUGUCCCCGCCUCUGGUAUGGCAUACCUCGACCGUCCCACCGAAGCCGGAUACUUCAUCUUCCCCGACCUGUCCGUUCGCCACGAGGGUCGAUACCGUCUGACUUUUAGCCUGUUUGAGACGACCAAGGAGGAGAAGGAUUUCGAUCUUGAGCCCACUGAUGGCGACCUGCCUCCUGGUGUCGACUUCCGAAUGGAGAUCAAGACGGAGCCCUUUAGCGUGUAUAGCGCCAAGAAGUUUCCCGGAUUGAUGGAGAGUACUCAGCUCAGCAAGACUGUUGCCGACCAGGGUUGCAGAGUCCGAAUUCGCAGGGACGUCCGUAUGAGGAAGCGUGACGGAAAGUCUGGUGGCAACGGCGGUAAUGGUGGCUACGACCGACGAGAGGAGGAUUAUGGCCGCCGAAGGACUGUUACACCGGCAGCUGAGGACCCCAACAGUAUUCGAGCCCGAUCUCUCAGCAACUCGAGCGAGCACCGUGCUCCGUAUCAUGAUGCAUCACGCCGGCCCUCGAUUGCCGACUCAUACCCGCCGCCGCCUCCACCUCCGCCUUCAUACGAGCCCGCUUCUUCCGGCUCGCGUCACCUAUCUUUCGGCGACCCUUCUGCGCCGCAAUACCCAACUCCUCGCCAGUAUGCGCCGCAGCCCGGCUUGCAGCUAACCCCAGUUUCGGCCACUGGCCCGUAUCCUCCGUCCGCCCAGUCACCGUACCCCAAGCCCGAGAACUCAUACGCCUUCCCCAACCGGAACCUUCCCCCGGCCUGUCCUUCACCUGCGCCGUCAAUGAAGCAUGACGCCUAUGAUCGACGGCAAUCCAACAGCACCUACGUUCCCCCCUCACCUUCAGUAUACUCUACCGAUGGCCACAACCGAAGAGACUCACAACCAUCGUAUCCUCCUACGCCUGCUGCUGCCCAGCCUCCCCGGCCAAUGCACAGCCAGAUCUCCCUGCCCUCGCUCAAGAUUGCUGCGCUGGUUUCGCCGCUGCCUCCCAUCGAGGCACAGACCGACCCUGCUCCUGAGCUGCCGUCAGUAUUGAUCGGAGGUAAGCGCAAGCACGACAGCGUCUUCUCCCAAAGUACAAGGCCGCUGCACAACGGUCAAAGACAGCUUGACCCCCACUAUGGCAAUAACCACCGCGGCAUGACACCUGAACCGGAUCAGGGCAUGUACUCUCGAGCUGAUGGCAAGAUUGGCGUCGUUACUUUCAACCAAUACCAGUAA
Molecule: messenger RNA, 1572 nt
Organism: Fusarium falciforme
Lineage: Eukaryota; Fungi; Ascomycota; Sordariomycetes; Hypocreales; Nectriaceae
Product: Developmental and secondary metabolism regulator veA
Exons: 2
Coding region: 1-1572 (523 amino acids)
Source: RefSeq, a predicted model, not a curated record